This is a messenger RNA of Rotaria sp. Silwood1, 333 nucleotides long. The record is from the annotation of a GenBank genome assembly. Lineage: Eukaryota; Metazoa; Rotifera; Eurotatoria; Philodinida; Philodinidae.
AUGAAUCUUAUUUCAACGGUUCAACGUUCAGAUUAUCUUUUAUCUAAAGAUCUUCCUGCAUUAAUUGAACCUAAUGGAAUUCAAUAUCGAUGGUUAGGUUGUAAUCUUCUAUUUUCAACACCAAUACAUUUUAACAAAAUUUUUGUUUUUAUUUAUAAUAAUAAUAAUAAUGAUGAAGAUGUCAUCGUUGAUCGAGGAGUUUCAUUAGAUGUCGAUAUCUUUGGCGAUAAUUUAGAAGAAUUAUCAGUCAGUAGUACAACUGCUUUGCCAGUUAAUCGAACAUCAAUGACGAAUUCUUUAAAACAAAUUGUAAAACAAAAACGAUUUUACUAG